This is a messenger RNA of Pocillopora verrucosa, 786 nucleotides long. NCBI's taxonomy places the organism in Eukaryota, Metazoa, Cnidaria, Anthozoa, Scleractinia, Pocilloporidae. The record is from RefSeq and is a predicted model, not a curated record.
AUGUGUGGAGGUUUCCUUCAAGUUAUAGGCGACACCUUCGGUGUGGAUAAGUCCACCGUUUCCCGUGCCAUUACUGGUGUGUCCCGAGCUCUAGCGGCAAAACAGCCCCGCUUUAUCAAGUGGCCUUUGACACAUGACGAAUGUGCAAAAAUUAAAAACGAAUUUUAUAUUCGCGGAGGAUUUCCUGGCGUUGUUGGAUGUGUGGACGGAACUCACGUGAGAUUACAAGCACCUACACAGAAUGAAAACAACUAUGUCAACAGAAAAGGUUUUCAUUCCAUCAAUGUACAAGCUGUCUGCAACCAUGAAGGCAUGUUUACCAAUGUUGUUGCCCGCUGGCCAGGAAGUACUCACGAUAGCCACGUCUUUCGGACCAGUAACAUUUGCAGUUAUUUGCAAAAUAACCAUCGCUCCCUCGAUGAUGGCGUUCUUCUCGGGGACAGUGGGUACGCCUGCAGUCCAUUCUUAAUGACACCGUUUGCAACAACAAGAACUCCAUCCCAAGAAGCCUACAAUAGUGCGCACACAAAAACGAGAGUGGUGAUUGAGCAAACGUUCGGCCGAUGGAAAAGGCGAUUUCAUGUGUUGCAUGCAGAAAUUAGAAUGGCACCUGAAAAGGUUUGCAUGAUUGUGGGUGCUUGUGCAGUGUUGCACAACAUCGCUUUGCUGUUACACGAGCCUAUGGAGGAUGAAGAGGUAGAAGAGCUGGCAGAUGUGGAUCCCUACCAUGGACCACAACAGGGUCUGUCAAUAAGGGACCACAUCUGUCAAACAUUUUUUGGUUGA